Pristis pectinata (smalltooth sawfish) is the source of this 2472-nucleotide messenger RNA. RefSeq names its product all-trans-retinol 13,14-reductase. The coding region runs from base 1 to 2472 and encodes 823 amino acids. The record is from RefSeq and is a predicted model, not a curated record. NCBI's taxonomy places the organism in Eukaryota, Metazoa, Chordata, Chondrichthyes, Rhinopristiformes, Pristidae. The transcript is spliced from 14 exons.
AUGGCAGGUGGUGAAGAGGAAGAAGGCACAGAAGACAACGGGCCAUGGAAAACAAGGGGACGGGAAAGAAAAGAAUAUUGCAGCAGAUGGACACCAGCAACCUCUCCUCGUCAGAGGAUGGAAGCAGCAGCGGAAGCCGGCGACAGAGGCAGAGGAAGCGGCAGAAUGGAGGAGGGGAAACCAAAGAGAAACAACAGACAGGAAAAGCGAGGGAAGAAACCUGCCUGCCGACCCCCAGCUCCGGGAGACCGGGAGCAGCACCAUAUCCAAUGCACCCCAGCAACGGGAGAUGAAAGAAACUGGACCACCAGAGAAAAGGACAGGGGCACAGGUGGAUCCCCACCAGAGGCACCUCCAGCCUCGCCACAAGGGACCCCACACCCAGUGGGAGACCACUCCCAGUAUCUGAGCCCGGAAUCAUUAAUUAAUGUAUGCGCCUCGCCCGUGCGGAGCAAGCGGCUGGCCAUCCUCCAGCAGCUCCCACCGCUGCUGGUGACGUCCCGGCCGGUCGUUCUGACCGGUGACUUCAACAUCAUCAUCGAUGCGGCUGGACGAUCCGGCAAUGCCGAGAGCAGACUGGAUAGCACCUCCAGACACCUGAUGGAAAUGUAUUUUGAGGGUACCACUCUAGAUUCACAAGCACCCCAAGUAUUGAUUGAUAAAAUAAAUAUGACAACAAGCAUAUUUGAUGUGCUAAGAGAUAAAGUAGCUGCUCUGGAAAACAGUCCCAACCCUUUUUCUGUUGACACUAGAAAACGACCUCAACCUUUGGUGCUGGACCAGAAUGCCAGGGACAAAAUCCUUAAGCGAGGCUUUACCACAAACAGAGUGCCCGCUCGUCUUGAUGCCAUCGUGAUUGGCAGUGGAAUUGGAGGACUUACAGUGGCAGCAGUGCUGGCCAAGGCUGCCAAACGUGUUCUGGUGCUGGAGCAACAUGACCAGGCUGGAGGCUGUUGUCACACAUUCAUUGAAAACGGAUUUGAGUUUGAUGUUGGUGUCCAUUAUAUAGGACAAAUGCAUGAGUGUGGAAUGCUGCGUGUCAUCAUGGACCAAAUCACUGAUGGGCAGGUGGAAUGGCUUCAAAUGGAUGAUCAGUACGAUAAUAUCAUCCUGGGUAAAGGUGACAACUCUCGUAAAUACGAACUUCACAGGGGCAAGCAAAGGUUUAUUGAUGCCUUGAAGAGGCAAUUUCCUCAGGAGGAGCAAGCAAUAGAGAAAUAUAUGACACUUGUAAAGCAAGCUUCAAAACAUGUACCCCUGAUGGCUAUCCUGAAAAUGAUUCCCUUUCCUUUGGCCAAAUUUCUUGUCAGCACUGGCAUUAUCCAUUGGAUCUCCACAAUAUUUAAGGUUGCAAGCACAAGCGUUACUCAUAUUGUUAAUGAGCUGACAGAAAACCCAGAUCUAAGAGCCGUCUUUUGCUACAUGUUCACUGGUGUUCCACCCAAAGACACCAGCUUUGUAAUGAAUGCGUUACUGGUACACCACUAUAAGCGUGGUGCAUGGUAUCCCAAAGGAGGGGCUAGCCAGAUUGCUUUCCAUUGUAUUCCAGUUAUCCAGAGAGCAGGCGGAGCUGUUCUUGUGCGUGCUCCUGUGCAACGAAUCUUAAUUAACAAAGAUGGAAAAGCCUGUGGUGUGGCUGUAAAUAAAGGGCAAGAGGAAAUAUGUAUUUAUGCAUCUUCAGUGAUCUCUGAUGCUGGAAUAUACAACACCUACGAACAUCUUUUACCAAAAGAAAUCCAAGCCAAACCUGCCAUUCAGUCACAACUUGGCAUGGUACAGCACAGCAUGGGAUCAUUCCUUGUGUUCGUUGGUCUCAAAGGUACAAAAGAAGAGUUAGGAUUGAAGGCAACCAAUUAUUGGAUUUAUCAAAACAACAACCUGGAUGAGUUAAUGAACCACACCAUUUCUGCAAGCAAGGAAGAAUUUAUCAAAACUAUCCCGAUGUUAUUUAUUACCUUUCCAUCUGCCAAGGAUUUCACCUGGCAGGAACGACAUCCAGGAAAUUCAUGUAUGACUAUUCUGACCAUGGCUCGCUACGAGUGGUUUGAAGAAUGGAAGGACAGAAAAGUAAAGAAUAGAGGAGCGGAUUAUGAAAAGUGGAAGAUGGGCAUUGCCAGGAAACUAUUAGACUGGGCCAUAGAUUUAUUUCCGCAGCUGAAGGAUAAGAUUGAAUACUUCAAAGCUGCAACCCCCCUCACUAAUCAAUACUACCUGGCUGCUCCUCGUGGGGAGAUGUAUGGGAUCAACCAGGACCUCGCUCGGUUCACUCCUGACGUUGUUGCCUCUAUCAGAGCAAAAACUCCUGUGAAAAACCUUUACCUCACUGGUCAGGACGUUUUUUCUAAUGGGGUAGCUGGAGCGAUGCAUGGAGGCCUCAUCUGUGCCUCUGCCAUUUUAGGGCGAAUUGUGUAUCUGGAUCUUAUUCUUCUUAAAAGGAGACUUAAGAAGAAAGAACAUAAAAAAGUGAUGUGA